UUUUACAAAUUAAACAUUAUCAAUUGCUUUUGUUGAACAAAUUCAUUGCCGAGGGUGGAACAAGUGAAUGCUAGUUGUGUAUUUGCAGAACAAGAGGUGGAGUAUGAAUUGUACCUGCUUUUAGAUGUUGUGAAGGAGUGUAUGUGGUAAUUGGUAAUUUUCGGCUUCUUUGGCUAUCUAAAUGUUCAAGAGUUGAAGAAUUUAUAUUUGGUUUGUGUUUCGUCUAUAGACCCUGAUUAAUGGCAUGGACAAGUCGAGAUUGGAAAUUAUGAUUCAUUCUAUGAGAAGGAUGUGGUUUUACUCCACAGCAGAUUCUAGGUCUAACAAAAGAGACAAGGAGGAUACUUCCAUCAAUAACAUGCCUCACACACUAAGCCUCCCUGAUCAGGUCAAGCUUGCAGAUUUACUAGAACUAGAAGAUGUAAACAUUAUUCAAAUCGAGGGAGGGAAAUGCUCAAAUCCUACCAAGUAUGGUGUUUUAGGCUUGAUUGAGAAGAGAAUGGUUGGUCACUGCUGGGCAAUGAUAGGAUCUCCCAACAAAUUUUUGGGGUUCUGUGUGCUAAGGCAUCCAUGCUGUUGCAGCUUUGCAGUGAGGUUGAUGAAAAUGCAAUUGGAGCUUGUGCUCAAUUGGUAUUUGCACCUAUUGAUGAAUCAUUUGAUAAUGAUGCUCUUCUACUUCCUUCUGGAUUUCGCGUCAUACCAUUGGAUCCUAAAACAAAUACUCCAAUCAUAACAAGGACAUUAGAUUUGGCAUCCAAACUUGAAGUAGGUUCUGGGAAUAUACGUGCAACCGGAGAAGCCGAUGAUUACAAUCUUCGGGUUUUGCAUAUCUACCAGGAGGAAUAUGUGCUUCCAGCAUGAACAGGCCAAUGUCUUAUGAUCAAGCAAUUGCAUAGAAAGUUCUCAAUGAUGAUGAUUCCAAUCACUGCUUGGCCUUCAUGUUCAUGAACUGGUCUUUUGUCUAAUGAAGAAUCUUAUAUUAUAUUAUUAUUAUAAUAUCUUUAUGCAAUUUAUAUAUUCAGCACUUAAAUAGUGAGAUUUUUACAUUAUUAGUUCUC
Molecule: messenger RNA, 1058 nt
Organism: Arachis ipaensis
Lineage: Eukaryota; Viridiplantae; Streptophyta; Magnoliopsida; Fabales; Fabaceae
Source: RefSeq, a predicted model, not a curated record